ACUCGUCAAAAGCCACAUUCACAAAAACAAAAUUAAUCAAUUUUUGAUUUAAUACAUUCAUUCUCUUUCUUUUGCUGUUGUUUAUAAUCAUCAACAAAGUCAAAAUUGGUGGCAAACAUGUCUUUGGAAGAGAAUUCGAAAGAAGAGCCAGAAUUGGCUCAAAACACAACCGAAAAUCAAACCAAACAAUUGAAAGAUCGAAAAAGUCGUAAAGAUAAAGUAAAACCACUGGCGAAGGUUGUAAUUCGUCGUCUUCCGCCAACGAUGACCGAAGAUGAAUUUGUGAAACAAAUCGAACCAAUUCCCGAUCAUGAUUAUUUCUAUUUUGUGGCGGCUGAUUGGUCGUUGGGUGUGAAUGCUACAUGCCGAGCUUAUGUUAAUUUUUGCAAUCAAAACGACAUUUUCAUCUUUCGUGAUAAAUUCGAUGGUUAUGUAUUUGUCGAUAAUAAAGGUACCGAGUAUCCAGCUGUCGUUGAGUUUGCUCCAUUCCAAGGUUUACCCAAAGGAAAAUCAAGGAAAAAAGACCACAAGGCCAGCACCAUUGAAAAUGAACAACACUAUUUGACAUUCUUGGAAUCGUUAAAAGAGGACGAAACUGAAGGCAAAAGUGAACUCAAAAUGGAAUACUCGUUUCAAAUCAAAGAUGAUCAAAAGAUUACAUCAACACCGUUAUUGGAAUAUUUGGCAAAUGUCCGACAAGAGCGACGAGAUGAACGCAAACGAAAAAUUGAAGAUAAAAAACGACAACGCGAAGAGGAAAAACAACGCAAAAAAGUACAAUUGGCAAAAUCAAUGCCAAAAACUAUUGAAGAAGAUGCCAAGGAAAAUGAUGACGGAAUUAUUGUGCGUACCAUAAAAUCUCGACCAUUGGAUCGUGAUCGAAAUAAGAAUUCUGAUGGUAAUAAAGAAAAGUCUGAAAAUUCUCGUGCCGAACGAGAGAAACAAAGGAAUAAAGAGCGUCAGGCUAGGCGCAAGGAGGAACGGGAACGCAAUCGAAAAGAACGUGAAAAAAUAAAAGACGAAAAGAAAGUAACGAUCGCAACCGCAGCUGAAACAGACCAGAAAGACUCAAAAAAUGAUAAAGAUGGCACUGAAAAGGUGAAAAAAUACAGCGAAAGCCGACGUGAUAGAAAACGGCGCAACGAAUCGAAUUCGGGCGUUAAGUCAUCACAGUCGAAAAGUGAACAGAAAGAAUCCAACGAAGCUAAAGAUUCUCAAGCAGAUACAACACCAAGGAGCACAUCCAAUGAUGAUAGCAGAGGCAACAACGCCGAAUCGAAGCAACGCGAAAAAGAGCAAAAGGAUCGUUCAAUUACCAAUUUACGUAACAAAGAUCGGCCAUCACUUCAAAUUUAUCAGCCAGGAAAGCGUCGUACAAAUAGUUUAACAACAUCCGAAGAUCCAACGACACCUGAAAAUGAAAGCACCACCAUAAAUUUGGAGAAACCAUCAAAAAGUCAUGAAAAUCGAAAACGAAGCGAUGCAAAAGAAUCUUCCAAAAGUGAUGACAGCAAGAAACUGUCAAACGAAAAAAGAAUUAGCCGUUAUUCGGAAAAGCGAAACAAAGCGAAGGAAAAGCGUGAUUUAACUGAUUAUCCAGCCACUGAUUGUAUUCCCGGUUUAAACAAUGAUGAGAAAAACAAUGAUGUUUUUUAAAAAAAAUUCGAUUCGAAAAGAAAACAAUCUGUUACACUGCGCACAGUCUUAAUAAAUAGAAGAAAAAAAUUGAAA
Molecule: messenger RNA, 1731 nt
Organism: Contarinia nasturtii (swede midge)
Lineage: Eukaryota; Metazoa; Arthropoda; Insecta; Diptera; Cecidomyiidae
Product: regulator of nonsense transcripts 3B-like
Exons: 5
Coding region: 118-1656 (512 amino acids)
Biological process (GO): nuclear-transcribed mRNA catabolic process, nonsense-mediated decay; positive regulation of translation
Cellular component (GO): cytoplasm; nucleolus
Molecular function (GO): mRNA binding
Source: RefSeq, a predicted model, not a curated record